Molecule: messenger RNA, 2212 nt
Organism: Vigna umbellata (rice bean)
Lineage: Eukaryota; Viridiplantae; Streptophyta; Magnoliopsida; Fabales; Fabaceae
Gene: MMD1
Product: RING/FYVE/PHD zinc finger superfamily protein
Source: RefSeq, a predicted model, not a curated record
UCCUCGCACCAAAUCACGAUGCGAGAGUGAUCGUAAUCGAAGCCGAAGCCAUUUUCUCAUAUUCGUCAAUUCGCAAUGUCUUUUGCUCUCAUCGAAGCUUGCAAGAAGCGAAAACGAUGGCCAAAAUUUUUCAGGUUUCAUUCAUUCGGUGACCCUGGUAUCCCAAUUGUACCUUUGGGUACUUUCCGCGAUAACGUUCGGGUUUUCCUUCAAGAAGCUGGAGAACCUGAAGAUUAUAGUGUCUCCGGGAAUCCCCUAUGGUGUACCCUUCUCAUCCAUGAUAAGUCCAACGUAAUGGCUCCUCUUUACACCGUCGAAGAGCACGUCUACCACUCUUCGCACCCCUUCUGCGAUCACUGCCGCUGCGUAGGUUGGAGUGGCCAUUUUGUAUCAAAGAGAAGGUAUCAUUUUAUAAUCCCGAUGGACAGUGGGUGGCAUAGGCCCUUAGAUGAAGAUUCUAUAGAUAGUCAGAGGCAUCUGUUGCAUGGGGUGAUUCAUUGCAAUGGAUAUGGCCAUUUGCUCUGUGUAAAUGGCAUUGAAGGAGGUUCCAAGGUUCUUAGUGGCAGAGAGAUUAUGGAUCUAUGGGAUAGGGUAUGUACCAACCUCCGAGUAAGGAAAGUUGCAGUUGAAGAUGUUUCGUGUAAGAGGUCUAUGGACCUUCGCUUACUUCAUGGAGUCGCCUAUGGACACUCCUGGUUUGGCAGAUGGGGUUAUAGAUUUUGCCGUGGAAGCUUUGGAGUGACAGAAUCAGACUACAAUGAAGCAAUGACAACGCUUGGCUCCUUGGAGCUAGACAUGAUUGCAAAAGAUUUGAGUAAGACAAAGUACAACAAAGAAAUCAAACAAAUGAUUCGGUGCUAUAGAGAUAUGAGUGAGACUCAUAUUAUCUCACUCAGGGAUCUUCUAAGGUUUAUGCUUACCGUAAAGUCUUCCCGUGCUCCAGCGCCUAAGACAACAGUCUCCUAUUCUGCCGCCGCCGCAGCUGCUGAUUCUACCUGUUCAGCAUUAAUGUCAAGAAAUUCAACCAAACACACUCUUUCAACCAGAUCAAAUUCCAUGAAGGAGAAAUCUGUUAGGUAUAAGAAGUUCAGCAAUGCAGUGACUAACAUGGAUAGUAGGUGGCCCACAAGAAGGCUAGAGUUUGCCGCUCAAGUGAUUGUGGACGCACUGAAAGAAAACAAGGCUGUUAAACCAGGCACAGGUGGGAUGGCAAGGCAAGAUGUGAGAGAUGCAGCUAGGCUUCACAUUGGUGACACAGGUUUACUUGAUUAUGUACUUAAAUCACUCAACAAUGUCAUUGUUGGAAACUAUGUUGUUCGUCGGAUGGUGAAUCCGUCAACUAGAAUUCUAGAGUACACAAUUCACGAUCUUGGCAACGGGUACAAAGCCCCUGAAUUGGAGACUGAGGUGAUGGCUUAUGUAGAUCAACAAGUUGUAGAGUCAUCUUGGGUGCCUGGUAACGAUGUUUACUGCGACGUACUGUUUUUGUACAAGAAUGUGCUAUUGGGCUACCCCGAUUCAGAAAUAGUGGACUUGGCCAUUCAGACAAUUCUAGACAGCAGAUAUUUCGUAAAAGAGUGGGCAGAGAGGGAUGAAAUAGAGGAGCAGUCAUUGACAUUCAUUUGCCGACUGCAACCAAAUUUUGUGGACAAGAAGUAUGAGUUGAAAGGUCUACCAUGUGGUGAGGUUGUGGUGGUUCCACUGCAUGCAACGGUUGGAGACUUGAAGAGGGCUUCUGAGGCUGCUCUUAGGGACACUUACUGCAUUGCAGAAAGGCUUAUAGUGACAGACAUUAAACAACUUAUGGGAGUAAGUGAUGAGGAAGUGCUGUUUGGACUAAUCCAGUCCGGUGUAGAACUUUGUGUGAGGGGAAUUGCCAUUGAUUUGUGCACCAAUUUGAAGUAUCAGGGUGGAUCUGACAACUGGAAGGUGAGAUGCGAGUGUGGAGCUCAAGAUGAUGAUGGGGAGAGAAUGGUGGCUUGUGACAUUUGUGAAGUGUGGCAGCAUACUCGCUGCUGUGGCAUAGACGAUUCUGAGACAGUGCCACCACUUUUUGUCUGCACUGGUUGCUGUGAUUCACUCGUACCCUCCAGGACCGAAUCAUCCUUUUGUUCAGAUUCUCCUGAUUCUUUUCUCAUUCCAGCAGACCCUUCUCUUAUACUAGAAUACGAGUAUAUGCGUGAUUAAACACUGUUGUAACAUAGUUGCUUAG